AUGUGUCGUCGAAUAUUGCUUGCAGAUGAAACUUUUUCCUCAAGCUGGCACAACAUUGAACUACCUGAAAUUGAAGUUCUAAUAUUGAACUUCCUGACAAGCUACUAUAGCCUGCCCACAUUCAUUGAGAAAAUGGACCAACUGAAGGUUCUCAUCAUCGCAAAUUAUGGUUCCUGCCCAGCUGAAGUAACCAACUUUCGGCUACCUGGUCUUUUAUCCAGUUUAAAGAAAAUCAGACUGGAGCAUGUUUCAAUUUCUUUCCUUAGUGAGUCCAGAUUACAGUUCAGGAAUUUGCGGAAGAUAUCCUUGAGUACGUGCAUAAUUGGCGAGACCUUUAGAAACUGUACUUUCAAGUUCGCCUAUGUGUUCCCAAAUCUUGAGGAGAUUGAUAUUCACUGUUGCAGUGAUCUAGCGGAACUGCCUGAGGGGCUCUGUGAUAUUAUCUGCCUCAAGAAGCUCAGCAUCUCUAAAUGUCAUGGCCUGGAAUCCUGGAUGCACUUCCCAAAAGACUUGAAAGGCUAA
Messenger RNA from Cornus florida, 522 nucleotides. Its product is annotated as probable disease resistance protein At5g66890. Gene Ontology annotation, biological process: defense response to fungus. The record is from RefSeq and is a predicted model, not a curated record. The transcript has a single exon. Lineage: Eukaryota; Viridiplantae; Streptophyta; Magnoliopsida; Cornales; Cornaceae. Bases 1 to 522 code for a protein of 173 amino acids.